Messenger RNA from Diabrotica balteata, 1793 nucleotides. The record is from the annotation of a GenBank genome assembly. NCBI's taxonomy places the organism in Eukaryota, Metazoa, Arthropoda, Insecta, Coleoptera, Chrysomelidae.
CAAACUUAAAAAUUUAACGUCUGCAAUACGCAACAAGUCAGUUCUGGUCAGUUGUAUUUUUAUAGUUAAUUUUAUUGCAAGUAAUAAUGGACAAAAUAAUAACGUUUGAUAAAAGUUUUCAACAACGUUAUACAGAAUUUAAUGAAGUACUUUCAAAUUAUACACUUCUGCCAUCUUCACACCUUAAAAAACAAUGGGGUUUUUUCAUAGAAUUAACUCUGGAUAAGAUUGGGUGGCAAGCAGUUUGGAAAAUUCCCAGAUUAAAAUGUGAAGCACUGGAUAUUCCUUUUCCGUCCGUUGUUUUAGUUAUAGUACUUACUAUUAAUACUAAGGAAUUAACAGCAUUGGUAAGAAUACUAGCAGUUCAAGAUGAUAUUUACAUUCCGGAGAAACACUGGGUACCUCUAAUGCAGCUUUGGCCUACUGAAGAACAAGAUAAAAGUAUUGCUUUAGGGUUAAUGCAAACUGCAAAUUCAUUGGAUAUGUUAAGAUUCUUUUAUUUAUAUCUCUAUAUGCCUUGGGACAGAGAUGAAGAUGUUAAUAUAGAUUGGAAGGAAACUCAUUUAGAGAGUAGGUUAAGGUUUUAUUACGAUUUGAAAAAUGGAAACAUUCCUCGAGCUGUAGCUGAACAUAUACACUGUUUGUUAACAGAGGCUAGAAGGAUGCAGAAUAAAAGAGAGUUCAUUGAGAAUCAAUUAACUCAGGAAGAAGAAAGUGAAGAAUUCAAUAAAGAUACUUCAGCAGAAAAAAGAACUAGAGCAUUAAUGGAGAUCCACGUUCAUUUACUAGAAAUACGCACAGAGAUAGAAAUUGCAGAAAAUCCAUUACUAAGAGAUAUAAUAAUAGAGAGAUAUUCACAACUAGACCAGAUUUCAAAAAACACAGAUCCUCAAAUUUGGUUGAUUUUUGAUCAAGGCACUGCAGAUGAACACAUAGACUUUUUAACACAAGUAAAGUCUUUGUAUCCUAAAGAUAACUUGAAAUUUUGUACAAACCUUGCAUCAAAAUUAGAAAGUGCAAAUACAAAAGAUACUUAUCUUGUAAAUGAAAGUAACCAUAAUAUAUUUACUACAGGGGCUUUGGAAAAAGGAGGAGUAUUAAAAGGAAUAGGGUCAUCAAAUAGAGUGAUAAUCACUUCUGAUAUUGAAGAUGUUAUGUUUGACUUUAAAGGUGAUUUGGUGGUACUUGAAAAUCUAACAAUUGAUGCCAAAUCUGCUCAGUGUGCAAUACUUGUUAGACAAGGUAACUGUAUUCUCAAAAAUUGUAAAAUAACUGGAAAAGGCAACUCUUCUGUACAUCAAGGAAUUAUAGUACUGAAGGGAGCUCAUUUGGAAUUAGAAAACUGUGAGAUAAAUGGUUUUUCAACAGCCAUUACUGGAAAUUCGGAUUGUAAAGUGGUUUUAAAGGACUGUGAUAUUUACGACGCCGAUGUAGGAAUCAAGAUAUUCGAUGGUUGUUCCAUGAAACUGGAAAAGUAAAUAUAAGAGAAUGUAUGGAAUUUGGGUUUAUAUUGGAGACUGAUGAAAAAACUGCCACUAUUGGAAACUUUGAGAAUUUAAAUUUAAUUCCAGAAAUAGAACAUGUUGAAGUGGAAGGUUCCAACAAUACAAGAGGGGAUGUUGCAAUUCUUCAAAGACCCAAGCUGAAACCUGUGGAGGAUUUAUUCGCAAAUCCGGACAAUGAUCCCACUAUUAUUGAAUCCGAUGAGGAAGAAACAAUCAGAUGCUAAUUCAUUCUUUAUUAUGUGAUAUUUAAAGUUGCUAUUUUUUAUUUUGCUCUUUAGCUAUAAGCUG